This is a messenger RNA of Thamnophis elegans (Western terrestrial garter snake), 960 nucleotides long. RefSeq names its product transmembrane protein 68-like. Gene Ontology annotation, molecular function: acyltransferase activity. Gene Ontology annotation, cellular component: membrane. The record is from RefSeq and is a predicted model, not a curated record. Bases 1 to 960 code for a protein of 319 amino acids. The transcript is spliced from 6 exons. NCBI's taxonomy places the organism in Eukaryota, Metazoa, Chordata, Lepidosauria, Squamata, Natricidae.
AUGACUGAGGAAAAUAUAUAUUAUACCUUAGGAAAUGAAUUUACCAUCUGGUCAACUUACGUUUUGGAAGGAUGUGCAGGUUUUAUCAUAUAUCCCUUAACUUUGAUAGUAAUUCUGAUAAUUUUAUAUUAUCCUAUUUUGUUUGCAUUUUUUCUAAUGUAUGUAAACAGUGCAAUAUUUUUUGUAUGGAAAAUAGUUGGCAAUCUGCCAGAUGAUGUUGAUAGCAAGGAAUGGGACAAGCCAAAGAAAUGUUUGGCACUGGCAGCUAAUUGGUAUGGAAAAAUACUACACAGUUAUGAGGUUUCUGGAGUAGAAAAUAUACCAAAAGAACCAGUGAUAUUUGUUUAUUACCAUGGAGCCUUAACAAUCGACCUAUUUCUUUUUAUCUAUAAGAUGUAUAUACUUACUGGGAAAUUCAUGUAUUCUGUGGCGGAUCAUGCUAUUUUUUAUCUACCAGGACUAAAUCGGUUCUUUGCACUCCACUACUUUGUUAAUCCUACAAGAGAAAAGAGUGUAGACAUUCUGAAGCAAGGGCACCACUUGACAGUUGCACCAGGAGGACUGCGAGAGCAGAACUAUGGAAAUAACCAUUACAAACUAAUAUGGGGGAAACGGAAAGGAUUUGCUCAUACAGCCAUAAAUGCAAAAGUGCCAAUUGUCCCUGUGUUUACACAAAAUACUAGAGAAGCAUAUAUAUCAUACGGAAAUAUAAGACCAUUGAGAUUGUUAUAUGAACGAACACGAUGCUUCGUCUUUCCAUUAUGUGGAAUGUUUCCAGUUAAACUUAUAACCCAUAUUGGAAAACCAAUUCCAUAUGAUCCAAAUAUAUCUGCUGAAAAAUUAGCUGAAAAAACUCAAAGGGCAAUAGAGGCUUUACGGGACAAACACCAGGAAAUCCCAGGAAGCAUAUUUCAUGCUCUUAAGCAACGCUUUGAGACAUGUAACAAAGAAAAACAGUGA